This is a messenger RNA of Thermochaetoides thermophila DSM 1495, 1128 nucleotides long. Its product is annotated as alpha-1,6- mannosyltransferase-like protein. Gene Ontology annotation, cellular component: mannan polymerase complex. Gene Ontology annotation, biological process: cell wall mannoprotein biosynthetic process; protein N-linked glycosylation. The transcript has a single exon. The record is from RefSeq and is a predicted model, not a curated record. Gene Ontology annotation, molecular function: alpha-1,6-mannosyltransferase activity. Bases 1 to 1128 code for a protein of 375 amino acids. NCBI's taxonomy places the organism in Eukaryota, Fungi, Ascomycota, Sordariomycetes, Sordariales, Chaetomiaceae.
AUGGCGCGCUCCAUGGGCGCCGUUCGUCUUAAGAAGGCGAACCCAUCUACUCUCGCCAUCGGCACGCUCAUUUGUGUCAUUAUCCUGUGGUUCCUUGUGGGCUCAUCGGGCCCCGAUUUCUCUGCGUCUCGGAAGGCUGCCGCCGCCUCUCAUCCCCUCUCGCCGCCGACAUUCCCGUUCCGCAAGUCCAGGUCGGGCAGCUUUAAGAAACCACCACCGAUUGCUCACUACAACCUCAACAAUGUCACGACGACGCCUCAUCCAGCGGAGAACCGUGAGAACGUUCUCAUCCUGACGCCCAUGACCCGCUUCUACCAGGAGUACUGGGACAACCUGUUGCGCCUGAGCUACCCCCACGAGCUGAUCACCCUGGGCUUCAUUCUGCCGAAAACUAAGGAGGGUAACCAGGCGACGGCUGCCCUGCAGAAGCAGGUCACCAAGACCCAGAAAUACGGGCCGGAAAAGGACCGCUUCAAGAGCAUCAUCAUCUUGCGCCAGGACUUCGACCCGCCUCUUGCCUCGCAGGCCGAGGCCGAGCGCCACAAGCUGGAGAACCAGAAGAUACGUCGGGCUGCCAUGGCAAAGGCCCGGAACUCCCUCCUGUUCACCACCCUCGGGCCCUUGACGUCCUGGGUCCUCUGGCUGGACGCCGAUGUGAUCGAGACCCCUCCAACCCUGAUCCAGGACUUGGCGCGUACCAACGAAUCCAUCAUUGUGCCCAACUGCUUCCAGCGCUUCUGGAAUCCGGAGAAGAAUGCCAUGGACGAACGCCCUUACGACUUCAACAACUGGCAGGACAGCGACACGGCCCUGGAGAUGGCCAAGAAGAUGGGUCCCGACGACAUCCUACUCGAGGGCUACAAGGAGCUGCCCACUUACCGUACCCUGAUGGCCUACCUGUACGAUCCGGCCAAGUAUCGCUUCGAGACGAUCCCUCUUGAUGGCGUGGGUGGUACCACGCUCCUGGUCAAGGCCGCUGUCCAUCGCGACGGGGCUAUGUUCCCUGCUUUCCCGUUCUACCAUCUCAUUGAGACGGAGGGCUUCGCAAAGAUGGCGAAACGCCUGGGUUGGCAGCCAGUUGGCAUGCCUCACUACAAGGUUGGUUAUGCAACGGUCGCUCGGGCUUGA